Molecule: messenger RNA, 354 nt
Organism: Hibiscus syriacus
Lineage: Eukaryota; Viridiplantae; Streptophyta; Magnoliopsida; Malvales; Malvaceae
Exons: 3
Coding region: 1-354 (117 amino acids)
Molecular function (GO): hydrolase activity
Source: RefSeq, a predicted model, not a curated record
AUGGGCAUACCGGGGAGAGCUGAAGCCGAUUUUGGCCGCUUCGACUCAAAGACAGUAGUGCGCAAGAUUUAUAUUAUGUUCUCCGGAAGUGAAUCCCCAGUUGCAGCUUCUGAUAAUCAAGAGAUCAUGGAUUUGGUCGACUCAUCUACUCUUCUGCCACCACGGCUGAGCGAGGAAGAUAUUGCAGAGUAUGGAUCUUUAUACGAUAAAAGCGGAUUCCGUACCGCACUGACCAUGAUGCAGUCCUGUGGGCUGGAUGAUGGGAAAAUCAGUGCUCCAGGACUUUUGAUCAUGGGAGAGAGAGACUAUCUCAUGAAAUUCCCAGGUCUGGAAGACUACAUUAAGACUGGCUAA